AUGGAGGCCAUGCAGGAAUCAUUCCAGAAAGUGGAGAAGAUUGGGGAAGGCACCUAUGGAGUGGUGUACAGGGCUCGCAACAAGCGCACGGGGCAGCUGGUGGCCCUCAAGAAGAUCCGCUUGGAUGCGGAGUUGGAGGGUGUCCCCAGCACUGCAAUCCGAGAAAUUGCACUGCUGAAGGAGCUGAAGCAUCCCAACAUAGUCAGGCUCCUGGAUGUCAUACAUAGCCAGAAGAAGCUCUAUAUAGUGUUUGAGUAUCUAAGCCAGGACCUGAAGAAGUACAUGGAUUCAUGCCAAAACAAAAAGCUUCCUUCUAGCUUGGUCAAGAACUACCUUUUCCAGCUGCUGCAGGGUGUGAGCUUCUGCCACUCGCACAGAGUCAUCCAUAGGGACUUGAAGCCACAAAACUUGCUCAUUAAUGAAGCAGGAACAAUCAAACUGGCUGAUUUUGGACUGGCAAGAGUUUUUGGCGUCCCCCUGCGCACAUACACUCAUGAGGUGGUGACUCUGUGGUACCGAGCCCCUGAGAUACUGCUGGGAUGCAGGUACUACUCAACCCCUGUGGAUGUCUGGAGCAUUGGCUGCAUCUUUGCAGAAAUGGUAACCAGGAAGGUCCUGUUUCCAGGGGACUCUGAGAUUGAUCAGCUCUUCCAGAUCUUUCGCAUCCUAGGCACUCCCACCGAGCUGACCUGGCCUGGUGUGACACAGCUGCCUGACUACAAGAGUGCCUUUCCCCGGUGGCCAAAGAAGGAGAUGAAGGACAUUGUUCCCGACUUAGACCGAGAUGGGAGAGACUUACUGACGCAAUUGCUCGUGUAUGAUCCCAGCAAGCGAAUCUCAGCCAAAGCAGCCCUCAGCCACAGCUACUUCCUCUGCAGAAACCCUGAGAGACCUGAACAAGUGUCUCCAGCAACAUGUGCUGCGGAGAGACUUCAGAUGAGAGAUGAAGAGUACUAUCCGGUGUCUUAA
This is a messenger RNA of Acanthisitta chloris (rifleman), 969 nucleotides long. RefSeq names its product cyclin-dependent kinase 3 (gene CDK3). The transcript is spliced from 8 exons. Bases 1 to 969 code for a protein of 322 amino acids. Gene Ontology annotation, biological process: regulation of G2/M transition of mitotic cell cycle; regulation of gene expression; protein phosphorylation. NCBI's taxonomy places the organism in Eukaryota, Metazoa, Chordata, Aves, Passeriformes, Acanthisittidae. The record is from RefSeq and is a predicted model, not a curated record. Gene Ontology annotation, cellular component: cytoplasm; nucleus; cyclin-dependent protein kinase holoenzyme complex. Gene Ontology annotation, molecular function: cyclin-dependent protein serine/threonine kinase activity; ATP binding; cyclin binding.